CUGGAACUGGAGCACCCAGAAGCACCCAAGUGCCUGCAACCUGCAAUCUGCACUCUGCACCUGCUGCUUCCUACACAAACCUUCCACACCCAACUCAACCUCCCCUCGCCUCUCAACUCUCACCUCACCUCAUCCACACUUUGGUGAAGCUGCACUUCCUCGCAGUGGCCAGCAAAGACACAAUUCCAUCCUCCACCCACUCGAAUUCCUCUCCCCGCCCAAAUUAUACUCUCGAGUCACGUCAUCGCCGUAUCGCAUUCCCGUACAAUCCCAUUGUUCGUCGGUCGCCUACAGGGACGAGUGCUCGAGUACACCCCGCGGUGUCGAACACAGAACCGUGGUCUUGGGAGGAUCGUCGCCCGUGCGACUCCAACCAAAAAAAUCGACUUUUUCCAUAUCCACGACUUGACGUUCUGGUCAUGCCACCGAGGCGACAGUGUACUAGACAAAACCAAAUCUGCCAGUCCCGGAGUCCCGACCGGUAUGCAGCAAGCAUCAAUUGACCCAGACUUCACCACACGAGUUCACGACUUGCGCACUCCAUCCACUCCUCGCUCGUCCCCUCUGCGGAGGUAGACGGGCGUGGCUGCGACAAUCGAAAUGGGCAUCUACUCGCCCCCUCCCCCGCUACGAUCUUUUCAUGACGAUAAAGCCACUUUGUUGGUCUGUUGGUGGUGCACGCUCUUCGCCGCCGUCAUUAUAUUAUUUCGUGUAUGCGGACGAUAUAUUCGCACCGAGCGAUUGUUCAAGGAGGAUUGGUUGGCGUUCGCUUGUUUGAUCCCAUUGUUUUGUCGCAUGGGCGUCGUUCAUGUCAUUCUGAUAUUUGGGACGAACAAUUCGGAAAUCGCCGACUUUUCCGAGCAUGCCAUUCACCGGAGGGUAAUUGGGAGCAGGUUGGUCCUGGUUUCCAGAUUGUUAUACGCCGCGACGUAAGUUCAUGUUUCAAGUCUCUUUUCAAGGAUCUCCUGGCAACUAACACCUUGACAGAUUAUGGAUGCUCAAGAUGACCAUUAGCGAAUUUUUCAAGCGUCUGGUGUCGAGCAUCUGGCGGGAAUCCUACGAACGAAUGUUGGUUUUCAUACGUUGGUUUCUACUAGUGACCUUUGUGGCGGUGGUGGUCACGGAUCUAGCGGAGUGUCAACCGUUUAGUCAUUACUGGCAGGUCGUUCCCGAUCCAGGUCCUCACUGCCGACAAGGUUACUCCCAGUUGUUGAUGAUGGGUAGUGCGAAUGUGGUGACAGAUUUGUUACUGGUUCUAUUUCCAGUGCCUAUCAUCGUCACUUCUAAAAUGAGAGUCACCAGGAAAGUUCAGUUGGUGUGUCUAUUUGCGGGAUCGCUACUGCCAGCAGGCACAACACUUUAUCGUUUACCAAUGAUCAUCGACCGACAGGGAAGUCAACAGUAUCGUUCACUUCUAGCAUCGGUGGAAAUUUUAUUUGCGACGGCCGUGGCCAAUGCCUUGAUUUUGGGAUCGUUUAUUCGAGAUAAAGGAGUAAAGAAGCAUAGAUGGAAGUUUGGAUCGAUGAGCGAUAGUAUUGAACGAACGACGAGUCGAAGAGGAAACGCGAUGCGACAUUGGGGGAGUGAUGAGGAUUUGGUGAGAGAUCUGGGAAUGGCUGUGGAUCCGGAAUUAAGAGAAGCAAAUCCCACGCCCCGACCAGCUCCCAUGGCUACCGCUGGCUACAAAUCGUCAAAAUCGAGCGAUAUGCAUGACUGGAAUUUUCCCACGGGGAGAAGUGAAGCUAGUGAUGAGAUAGAUCUCAUGAAGCAGGAUGGAAUGGGACUUGUGGAUCUCACCAGUCCUCGGAGGGUCUCUUUUUUCGACGUCGGAGGGUUGCUGGACGAAGAUAGACCACGACGAAUCAGUUCUGUGAGGACGACCGAUACGGACGGAGAGAGUUCGAUGCAACCUACCUGGUCUUUUGAGGCUGGUCUUUCACCUCCUCCUCCACCAAGAAAGGGAUCCGCGGCUUUACUUCAUGAUCUAGGGGGUUUCCUGAGUCCGAGGAGAGAUCGGUCUGGAUUUAUACCUAGGGGCUUUGAAUUACAGACCAUGCAGGAGACUUCGCGGGAGCAUUCUCAAUGCAGUAUGAGGAAUAAUUUGGAGAGACAGCAGACGAACAUCUCACUUCAAGAUGUCGGCGGACUUUUGAAGUGAGCUAUUGAGGUUGGAUGUGUGGAAGUGAUGCAUCAAAUAAAGAACAAUCUCUUUUUGGGGUUGCACAAAUAGGACAGGCUGAAUCGAGUCUAGACGGAUUCCGCGAUACGCCACUUUGAUCUGGAUGAGUUGGUGAAAGUAUACCACCGCCAUUCGGAACUACCACUUGACCACCAACGCAAGAACGCUUGGUGAGACAUUAUAACGACAUGAAUCGGUAAAACAUUUCUCUGAAAUCUUAUAAGAAUCGGAAGACUUGGGCCAUGUCCACCGAUUACACAUACCAUUUACGAGAUACGACCCCUUUAUGUCCUGUACUAUACUAUAUACUUUGUGGGUUUGGCUUAGCAGGCGAUACAUGGAUCUUCGCCUUUUUACAUUUACAUCUUUGGGAACUUUGGCGUUUUUA
Hymenoscyphus albidus is the source of this 2567-nucleotide messenger RNA. Lineage: Eukaryota; Fungi; Ascomycota; Leotiomycetes; Helotiales; Helotiaceae. The record is from the annotation of a GenBank genome assembly.